Cydia pomonella (codling moth) is the source of this 1766-nucleotide messenger RNA. RefSeq names its product retinol dehydrogenase 12-like. The transcript has a single exon. The record is from RefSeq and is a predicted model, not a curated record. Lineage: Eukaryota; Metazoa; Arthropoda; Insecta; Lepidoptera; Tortricidae. The coding region runs from base 83 to 1099 and encodes 338 amino acids.
GCAAAAACAAUACUGUGCUAUUGAAUAUAUCAAUAAAAUUACAUACCUAAAAUACCAAGUAAAACCGUAUCAAAACCCAAGUAUGACUAGCACGAUUAAGCCUGACUUUUGCUCCCAGAUAGCCCAGUCACUCAAUAUACUUCGUGACCGGUGGUCGUUCAACAUGUGGUACUUCUGGUUAGGUGCAUUCUUCGUGUUUCUCAAGAUCUAUAAUAGAUUGACUUCAGGAAUAUGUUACUCUGAAUCUGUGAUGACGGGGAAAGUGGUGAUCGUUACGGGUGCGAACAGUGGUAUAGGGUUCCAGACGGCUAUGGAGAUAGCCAAGAGAGGGGCUAAGGUGAUAUUAGCGUGUAGGGAUGACGUAAAAGGGAGGCGUGCUGAAGCAUCAAUAAGAAAGGUUUCGAAGAAUAAUUUAGUUAGAUAUGAAUAUUUGGAUUUAAGCUCGCUAGCUUCUAUAAGAAAGUUCGUGGAUGAGUUUAAACAGAACGAAGCUAAAUUGGAUGUUUUGAUUAACAACGCUGGAGCCAGCGGUAUGGGGGGAAUGAAAACUGCAGAUGGCAUAGUGAGAGAUAUGCAGGUGAACCAUUUCGGGCCGUUUUUGCUGACAAUUCUUCUUGUGCCGUGGCUGAAAAAGGGUGCUCCUAGCAGAAUUGUCAACGUGUCAUCUUACUUCCAUAGAUUCGGGACGAUUGAGGACAUAAAUGAAGAAGGAAGGUAUAGUUUCUACAGGAUAUAUGCUAAUAGUAAAUUCUGUAAUGUUUUAUUUAGCAAUGAGUUGGCAAGGAGAUUGGAAGAUACCGAUGUAGCGGUGAACAGUUUGAACCCAGGGCAGGUUAAUACAUCUUUUUAUAAGAAUGCUAAGUUCUUGGAGAAAUUAAGAAGUAUGGUGCUUUUCACGUUCUUCAAGAGUCCCUGGGAAGGUGCGCAGACGUCUAUAUUCCUGGCGAUUUCUGACGACUGUGAUUUCAUGACGGGGAAGUACUUUAUGGACUGCGAGGAAAGUAAGAUGUCGUUCAAGGCCACGGAUGAGGAGGAGGCCAUGAGACUGUGGAAGAUGUCUGAAGAACUAGUGAAGCUGAAGCCGGAGGAAGCUAUUUGAGUUAGCGUUUGUGAUCUAUAGAAAAAUAACCAACAGAAUGGCGCAAUAACAUCGCAGGUUGGAUUUUGAUAGCACUAGAUGGCGUAACGUGCCUUGUACAUUAUGCGAUGAUGCAAGAUUGUCAAGGGUAAAAUUUUAACAAUUAAGACAACUUAGAUAACACUCAACGCGGUAUCCAAGUCAGCUGUCUAACUAAAUCUUACUAUAGUGGUACACUUUGUGUGUAUUCAUUUUUCUAUGAUUUUACUGUGCACCAAUUAACCGAUUCGAGAUUGAGGAAUCAUAAUGGUAUUUCAUGACAAAUAGAUGUAAGGGCAAUAGAGUGGUAUCAGUGGUCAGAAUUGUUUUUGCAGAUUUUAUUAUCAACAUUUGGAUGCCCUCAUAAUUUUAUAACUUGAUAAUAAGGGAGAUUACGAUAAAAUGUAGAAAAAUUGUUUCGGUAAAUUACCAUGUAAUGCUAUUUUGUAACUGUUAAAUGUUUUAUAUACUAUGUAUAUUUAUUUAUGUAUUAUUUAUUAAAUAAUUCUUAUAAAAAACUUUUUGUUUUUAUUUGCUUAACGAUUUUAAUCGGGUAUUUGACUACUAGUAAACUUCUUUUUUCGAACUGACAAAACGAUAUGCCACUAUGGGAUUUAUAUGAAACACUAGCAAAGGACGUCAUGGUUGA